Molecule: messenger RNA, 727 nt
Organism: Leptinotarsa decemlineata (Colorado potato beetle)
Lineage: Eukaryota; Metazoa; Arthropoda; Insecta; Coleoptera; Chrysomelidae
Source: RefSeq, a predicted model, not a curated record
CAAACUGACUUCAGAACUGUCACUAUCAGUCAUUGUCAGUCUGUGAUACUACUUUUAUGAAUAAGUUACACAAUUUUUCCUUCGUAGGGGAGUUUCCGAUGUUCGAAUCACCUGAGGAUAAUGGAAAUUUGAGUUUCAUCAAAUGUCCUAGAAAUAACCUUCGCCUAUUAUCACAAGAAAUCUAUCUCCCACCAUUUGACAAUUCUAGAGCUUAUUAUGAUUUGACGGAAAACCAAGCAGAAAUAACUACAUACAGCCUGAAAUUUUUGGAAGGCUGUGAAUCUAACGAAGAUGUACGAAACGGAUCCAUGUUGGAUGAAUUCAAUAUAAGCAAUAUGGAUACGGAAUUCAUAUUCCUAGAGAAUUUCAAUGAAGAUCUACAAAGUGAAUUGCCAGAUAUCAGUUUGCAAGACAUAUUUUUAGAUUGUAUUUCAGAUCCUCAAGUGAUGAAUAGCAGUGACAAUUACCAAGAAAAAACCAGCAAAUCUGAUUUUUCGUUCACUGAGAACGAUAUUAUGAAUUUGUAUUAUCUGAAUGAGAAUCCAGUGAGAGAAAAGAAAACCAGGAAUCCAAAAAUUGGCAAAGAAAAUAAGAAUACUAGAAAGAAGAGACAUUUGUUACAUUGAUUAAGACCAAUAAUUUUUUUUCCUUCAUUAUUCCUUAUAAUUCAAAAUGUGUCUGUUGAAGUGACAAUAAGAAUGAAGAGAUUCAAAUCAAUUCAACUCAA